Penicillium angulare is the source of this 4806-nucleotide messenger RNA. RefSeq names its product putative phosphatidate cytidylyltransferase. Gene Ontology annotation, molecular function: dolichol kinase activity. The transcript has 3 exons. The coding region runs from base 1 to 4806 and encodes 1601 amino acids. Gene Ontology annotation, biological process: dolichyl monophosphate biosynthetic process. Gene Ontology annotation, cellular component: endoplasmic reticulum membrane. Lineage: Eukaryota; Fungi; Ascomycota; Eurotiomycetes; Eurotiales; Aspergillaceae. The record is from RefSeq and is a predicted model, not a curated record.
AUGCCGCCCAAAUCAACACAACCCGGCCUAAACGUUAUCGCUCUAAUCUCCGGCGGAAAAGACUCCCUCUACUCCAUCCUCCACUGUAUCCGCAAUGGUCACAAAGUCGUCGCCCUAGCAAACCUCCACCCAGAACCGAAACAAAAUACGAAGUCUAAAGAAACAACAGGAACAGACCAAGACCAAGAUGCCGAAGAAGAAGAUAUCGAUAGCUUCAUGUACCAAACAAUCGGUCACAGUGUAAUUCCUCUUUACGAAUCCGCUCUCGAGAUCCCACUUUAUCGCGCCGCAAUUACAGGUGGAGCGGUCGACACAUCACGAAUUUACAGACACGAUGCUGCAGAUCAGUCCGCAGAAAGCGAAGUCCAGAUUAAAGAAGACGAAGACGAAACAGAGUCCCUAGUUCCACUUCUCCGUCGUAUUAAGCAGGCACACCCGGAAGCAAACGCUGUUUCGGCUGGUGCGAUCCUUUCCACAUACCAACGGACUCGCAUUGAGAAUGUUGCGGGUCGAUUAGGUCUUGUACCACUUGCUUGGCUGUGGAUGUAUCCAUCUCUUCCAGCGCCGGUGGAACGCGAUGCUGAUCCUGCUGCUGUGCAGGAGGCGGGGUUGCUAGAGGAUAUGGCGGCUGUUGGGUGUGAUGCGCGGAUUAUAAAGGUUGCGUCUGGUGGAUUGGAUGACGGGGUGCUGUGGGCGGAUGUAUCUGGGGCUGGGAACAGCGGGCGUGCAUUGAGGAGACGGAUUACGAAGACGAUGGGGAGGUUUGCGGCUGCGGAGGAUAUUCGGGGUGCGGUUCUGGGAGAAGGGGGUGAAUAUGAGAGUUUAGCUUUGGAUGGGCCUUCUUUUCUUUGGAAGAAGAGGAUUGAGGUUGUUGGGAGGGAUGUUGGAAGUGGGGAGGGAGGGGUAGCUUUUUUGAAGCUGAAAGAGGCAAGGUGUGUUGCUAAAGAGGGUGGAAUGGAAUAUCAGCCUGAUGACGUACGGAGGCCGGCGUUGUUGGAUGCCCCAUUUUUGAGUGCGUUGGAGGAUGUGUCUACCUUGUCUUUGCCCGAGAAGGUUGAUGAAGGGUUGGUUUCUGGCAGGGGUAUCACAUCGGUGCCUGCUUUGUCUGUUUAUGAGUCGAAACACCACCAGUCUGCAUCAACUGCUUCGUUGGUGAAUCUGGUUGCACCGGAGGCUGGACUUGGUGCUGGACAACAGAUGAGUGCUAUUGCUGCGAAAGUACCUGGUCUGCUUCAAGGGUUCUUUAAUUUUGAUAAAGUUCCCCGAUCAACAGAAGACAUUGUAUUUGCUACGGUGUUGCUACGCUCAAUGACUGACUUCGCCUCGAUGAAUGAUGUCUAUGUCUCGCUAUUUAAGAAGCCGAAUCCACCAGCACGAGUUACAGUGGCAUGUGGUGAUACUCUUCCAGAGAAUGUUAAAGUCAUGGUCUCCUUUGUGGUUGACUUGGGAGACCGAAAUCGGCGUCAAGGUCUUCAUGUUCAAUCACGCUCAUACUGGGCGCCGGCAAACAUCGGUCCUUACUCCCAAGCCAUGUCCAUCCCUUUACAGGAAGAGGGAGCUAGAAUAGUCUUUAUCGCAGGACAAAUUCCCCUGGAGCCGGCUUCCAUGGAUUUGGCCACGCAAGAGGAGUCGUGGAUUCGAGGUUAUCGUCUACGUGCUGUACUUUCUCUGCAGCAUUUGUGGCGAAUUGGCGAAGCCAUGCAAGUGGACUGGUGGUUAGGAGCCGUGGCUUUUAUGACUGGGGGAGAACAGAUUCAGGUUCAAGCUCAAAUAGCUUGGAAUCUCUGGAAGAAGAUGCAUUCCCGGCCAGAUGAGAAUGACGAAGAUGACGAUGAGGGCCCACAGCUUGAUGCAUGGGAUAUCAAAUACGGACGAAGAGCAGAAGAGUUAACGCCUAAAGCUGUCUCUGCUACCCUGCCCAGAUUUUCUGUUUUGGAAGAUGAAGAUGUUCUUUCGAUUUCCCCUUUUCUUGCCGUUGAAGUUGAUGAGCUUCCUCGUGGCAGUGAUAUCGAAUGGCAAGGGUUGGGUAGUCGUUGUCAAAAAGCCAAACUGGAAAGCAGCGAGGAUUCAGUGGCCGUCACAACUGACGACAAAUAUAGCUACCUGAAUGGCGCUAUGAAUUCAUCGCGGGGCCAAGAUGAACAGGAAGUGCUCACUCGUAGUAGCACACCUGCUACAGGCUCCGAACUAAUUCCCGAAGACUUGCGACAAUUCACUCGUUCUCCGCAUCCCUACCACCGCAGCAGACGACUUGGCUCUCGCACCCCCUCCGAACAAGGCGACCGUCUCCACCCACUCACAUCGUAUUCUAAGUCAUCGCGAACACCAAGUGACAGCGGCACUGAGGCGGAUGAUGAAAGCACAGGACUAUUGAGGGGUCUCCCUGCUCCGCCGCCCCGACCGCGGAAAGGUCUACGCUUCGGCUCCGCCGACUCCGAAGCUUGGUUGCCUUCUUUGCAGCCGUGGCCACCGUUUGCGAGACAGCCUGGGCGUGGGUCGCGGAGGAGCUCUGAGCAGGAACAGGCCGAAGGAGAUGAAAUCAAAGCCCAGCAGUUGGGUGAAAAGAGGAGAGUUGAGAUAUUAAGGCGAUUGCUGGAGGCCGCGCUACUCUUAUCGGUCGGUGCCAUGGUCUUAGUACAGAGAGAAGCACGUUCACUUGCUUGGGAAUGGAGGAAAGAGCUUAUUACUCACGGUCUCCUCCUUAGCGGACUUUACCUUUCGUAUCCCGUCCUUCUCCGGAUUUCGAGGAAACAAAGAGGGUCAACAUGGCCACCGAAACGUCCUUUUUUCCAUAUCCCAGCGAGUUUCGACCCCGCCCCCCUUCUAUACCCAAUCCUCAUUCCGAUAUUUAUUUCUUUGUCGCUUUCAAAUCACCGACCGGCGUUGGUCAUACCGAAUAUAAUACUCAGCCUCUCGUCCCUCCCUGCACCAGUCGUACCACUGGAGAAGUGGUCUAAUGGGUUUAGCCUCCCGCACUGGCUGGUGACAUUGGUCCCAAUCCUCGUAUCGGAACACUUGUCUCUUGACUUCAAGACGGUUCCUAAGCCAUUAUCGCUCCGGGGCCACGAUGUUGAAUCGCUGAUUCUCCUUUUUCCUUUGCAUCAAGCGUUGAUACCCACUUUAGACUUUUUGUUGACAUCGAGUAUUCUCCCUGCCGAGCUGCAGCUUUUAGCAGCAGCAUUAUUGAAUUUGUAUUUAUUUGCGAACUCACCUCAGGCGGAAAUUCUGAAAGCAUUGCUAUGGCUUGGUGGCCUGUGUUUAUUUGUUUCUUGUCGGGAUGUUCUGCGCUGGGAGGUUGCCCUGGCUCGGAUUCCAAGCUGGAAGUUCCGCCGCUCUCUUCGAGGCUCACGGUCUCCAAAAAGAUACUUGAAUAUGAUGGAUCAUCGCCUGUGUCAGAAAUUAAGUGGCACAGGCGUCUCGGAUGAGCCUACGUCAGAUAGUGAUGGUCCGGGAACAGUGCCUAUACCGCGAAAAACGAGGACGAUGCGCGAUAGGAAGCCAUCCCAUGAACCGUCUUCUGCGACUGGCAAUAUUACCAUCGAGGAGGCCUUUGAGAGGAGCCGUUUUUUCGGACAGCAGCAACGUCGACGACAUACUAUAUCUACUGUUAACGAGGCUGUGCAAGAGGAUAAACGGGUUCGGACUACGCCUGGUGGUCGUCGCAAGAAAUUAAUGGGACCGGGUCUUGCAUCGUUUUUGUCACUUACCGCAGCUCAAGCGCAAGUCCGCAAAUGGCUGUAUGCAUUAUACGUCUAUGUUAUGUCGCUGUCCAUUAUUCUGGGACCCAUCCGCAAAUAUAUCGCAGAUCGAGCCUUUCAAGGCCAAGAUCCGUUUGGGUGGGCUAUAGGAUACAUGUUUGGGAAUAUUUCGACGGUUCGGUUCUGGGUACUUAUAACAAACCUGGAAUAUUGGAUCCAGCUUCCGCCGCGACCGGAUGCGACCUUGGAAGAUCCGACCUGCUGGCUGGGAUGGGUUGAACAUCUUCGCCAAACAACCUUUGGACCUGCCAAUACCCGUUUAUUGCUGAGUGCAUACUGUGUCGUGGUGAUGGCGAUGGGUUUGGCCGUGGUGUUCCAACUCAAAUCGGUCGCUGAGGUCGAUACUCGACGUAAAGUAUUUCAUGGGAUGAUGGUAUUGAUGUUUCUGCCUACGGUGUUUGUGGAUCCCACAUUCUGCGCUCUAGCACUGGGAUUAGUACUUUCGAUAUUCUUGCUCCUCGACCUCUUUCGAGCAUCCCAGCUACCUCCGAUUUCCCGACCCUUGACGUAUUUCUUGGCGCCCUAUGUCGACGGGCGCGACCAUCGUGGACCUGUAAUUAUCUCGCAUAUAUUCCUGUUGAUUGGAUGCUCGAUUCCACUUUGGCUCUCUUUAUCAGACCUCGAUCGUCUCGGCGACGGACCUUUGGCUGGCUGGGACGUGGCUGGACGAGAUGCCAGUAUGGUCAGCGGAGUGAUCUGUGUUGGGAUGGGCGAUGCAGCCGCCUCGCUGGUUGGACGCCGUUACGGCCGACUGAAAUGGUUUUGGGGCGGGGGAAAAUCACUGGAGGGAAGUGUGGCUUUUGUGGUAGCGGUCUGCGCAGGAUUGCUGGCAGUUCGUGCCUGGCUGGUGGUGGGAGGAUGGACAGUGGCUGGCGUCGAAUUGGCAGAAGCAUCCACCUCGACUGUUCGGUUCUGGCUCUGGACGGCCUGCAAGGCCGGGUUAGCGGCAGGUGGAACGAGCGCCACUGAGGCGAUCCUUACUGGCUGCAAUGAUAACGUCGUGGUGCCCGUCGUGCUGUGGCUAUUGGUGCGGGGGCUUGGUGUAUGA